GGUGCAGCCUCCCUGCAUCCGAGCGCGAGCAUCUUUACGCACCGACAGAGACACCGACGCACCGAGCGGACGACGGCUCCAUCAGCGGACACAUGAAGCUCCUUCCCCGGGAUUAACGGACGCUUUUCGGUGGUUCCUCCUCCUCUAUGGAUGUGAAGUAAAGCGGUGGUCGCUCAGUCGGUGUCCCGCUCCAUCUCCAUCUCUGCGCUCUUCUUCCAGCCCGGUCAGGACCGCAUCCUGCCCCGAACCACAAAAUGGCGGACAUCAUCGAGCUGGGACCGACCUACGCCAUGUCUCCGGUGCUGGCCGGCUUCCUGGGCGCUGGAGUUCUGGUUCUGGUGGUGGUGGUCCUGGUUCUGCUCUGGUCUUUCUGCCAGCGCCGCUACCUCCGCGUCACCGGCCGCUACAAGCUGCACGGAGACCGCUACUGCGACGCCGAGGACCCGCCCUACAAGUUCAUCCACAUGCUGAAGGGCAUCAGCAUUUACCCAGAAUCCCUCAGUGGCAGUAAGCGGAUCGUGCGCGGCGUCCGUCGCGCCGAGCGCGACGCCGAUCGAGGCUGCGGUGGCGCCGCCGCCGUCGGGGGCAGAGGGAUGGUCCUCGUGGACGCCGAGAACAACAUCCUGGACGUCCCAGGUCAGUUACAGAUGAGUCACCUGGUCCCGCCCGCGGGCCCCGGCGCCGCCCACGGUCAGGCCCGGCUGGAGCGGGCCCUGCCGGUCCGGGCCGACUACUGCUGCCUGGACAGCAGCUCAGCCAGCAGCAGCCAGACCAGCAGCAAGACGGCGUCCCCCUUCACGCCGGCGUCCUCGGACCCGGAGCCGGAGCCCAGUCUGGGGUCCAUCAGCCUCACCGUCGACUACAACUUCCCUAAGAAGGCGCUGGUGGUGACCAUCGUCGGGGCCCGGGGCCUCCCCGCCAUGGACGAGCAGGCGGGAAGUUCAGACCCCUACGUGAAGAUGACCAUCCUCCCGGAGAAGAAGCACAGAGUCAAGACCCGGGUUCUGAGGAAGACCCUGGACCCGCUGUUCGACGAGACCUUCACCUUCUACGGCGUGGCCUACAGCUCGCUGCCCGAGCUCACGCUCCACUUCCUGGUGCUCAGCUUCGACCGCUUCGCCCGCGACGACGUCAUCGGGGAGGCGGUGGUGCCCCUGAAGGGCGUCGACCCCAGCACGGGCCGGGUCCACCUGAGCCAGCAGAUCACCAAGAGGAACAUGCAGUGUGAGAGUCGUGGGGAGCUGCUGGCGUCUCUGUCCUACCAGCCGGUGUCUCAUCGUCUCAGCGUGGUCGUCCUCAAGGCUCGACACCUUCCAAAGAUGGACAUCACGGGCCUGUCAGCCAACCCCUACGUGAAGGUGAACGUCUUCUACGGCCGCAAGCGCAUCGCCAAGAAGAAGACCCACGUGAAGAAGUGCACGCUGAACCCGGUCUUCAACGAGUCCUUCAUCUACGACAUCCCCCCCGAGCUGCUGCCCGAGAUCUCCGUGGAGUUCCUGGUGGUCGACUUCGACCGGACCACCAAGAACGAGGUGCUGGGCCGCCUCCUGCUCGGCCUGCACAGCCCCGCCCCCUCCGGCGCCUCCCACUGGAGGGAGGUCUGCGAAAACCCCCGCCGGCAGAUCUCCAAAUGGCACAACCUGAGCGAGUACUGAAGCUGCACCCGACCCACUGAUCGGCUGGGACUCCCACCAGUGAAACCCCACUGGGAAAUAUAGACUCAGUGUACAGCACACACACACACACACACACACACACAGACACACAACCAACACACACACACUAUUGUGAUCAUAGCUAAACUCUCUCUGUCUUUAUUCUCUCUCUCUUCCACCACAUUCGCAAAGUGUAAGAAAAGAAGUUGGUGCAGCUCAGAAAGUCGAGUUGUCCUUCAGAUCCACCACGUCCAUCGCGUCUCCUCUGGCUAAACGUGUCUAGACGAGGUGGGGAGGGGAGGGAGGGAGGGGGGGAAGGAAUGCCUCAAAUAUGAUUUAAAAAAAAAAAGGACAGAGAGAUUUAAAAAAAGAAACAGAUCCCCUCUUUGCUGUUGUUGUCAUGCAGUUCAUCGCAUGUCUGUCUGAAAAGAAACAAACAAAAAAAACGUUGAGAGCUGCUGACGAGGACCCUUCAGCUCCCACAGAAGAAGAAGAAGAACAAGUCCAAAAAUCGUUUCUCAUUAACAUAUAACUCGAUGCUGAAUAUAUCCAAGUAUAAUUACUCCUCAGUAGGACCAAAUAAGAAACUGCUGCAAACCUCCUCCCUCCUGCUUUCGAUGCUCCAGCGCCCAGCGAAAGGUUUGACGUUCUGUUUGUAGUCGGCAGCAUGUUCCCUGCAGCCACUCCUCCUCCUCCUGCUCCUCCUCCUCCUGCUCCUCCUCCUCCUCCUCCUCCUCCUCCUCAUCGCUGCCGCCGCCCGUCGCUCCUGCAGCCGAAAACAGAGGAAGUCGACUUGGCGACGCAGCUACGCCCUCGGUCCGAUGUGGAUUAUAAAAAAAAAAACAAACUGUGUGAACGCCUCCUGACUUGAAACCUAGAUGAUAAUAAAUCCGCCUCCUGCUCACAGAGACUAAAAGACGCUGUAAAAAAAUGAAAACACUUGUUUGUAACAUGAGUGCAUUCUUCUAAGUUGCUUCUAAGACUCUUCACGGUGGAGCAGAGCUGAGCUGUGGAGCCCGACUCUUCCUUCAGUCAGUUAUCUGGGCUAAAAAUGAAAAGAACGUGCAAAAACAAACCUGUCGACAGCAGGGGGCGCUGCAGGGCGAGUUCUGUCUGCCCUAACUCCAUUCGUUGUUGAGUUUUUAAUCCUCUUAUGAAAACGUGAGCGAAUAAAUAGGCUUGAUUCAUUGAAAUGCAUGUUAUUGUAGAAUGUUCCCCAGAAAAAGACCAACGCUCCAUUUCUGACAGUUUCUUUCUGUUUUCCUUCCUCGACGCUACAGCUGAUUUCACAAACUACGGCUCAUGGGGUCAAAUAUUAAUGGACUCUGACAGCCCUCAUUACACUAAUGUUAGCGUCAGUCUACAUGUCUGAACAUCCCAGAGGUGUUCGGUUUUAUCGAAGGAAAGAGGCUUUUUCCUCCGAUAAAACGUCUUUUUGUCCAAGAAAAUAAAAGAACACCAACAGUAGACUUUAUAAACCUCGUAGGUUUUAGUUCUGGGGAUUUUAAGCUGUAAAGAUGUUUGAGAGAAGUCGAGCUCCAGAUGUCAAAUAUUCUGCACUUAAAAGAUUAGAAGUUUCCUUUGAAAAGACCAAAGAUAACUGGUCUAAGAAGACGUCAGCAUCCACAGCUCUCCUCUCCUCCGCCUCCUUCCCGACUCAUUUUGUACAUUUCCAUCCUCUGGACUCUCCAACAUGUCUCCCUGCGGGGCGCUAUAGUCGGCCAGCCGGUGGCGCUGUUUUAUAUUAGAUUUCUUUUCUAAAGCCGUAUGUGGUUAAUAAUCAUUUGAGUGGUGAUACACUGUGAGUUUGAAGCACAUCGUAGACCUGGUUUGGAACUUACUCCACCUUAAAUCCGACUUGGAAUCGUAGAGAAGAAAAUAUCACCUGAUCUCCAGCGUAACCCUCGGAUCCAGUUAGUGGACUAAAGCUGUGACCUGCAAAGACCGGACCACCACUAGAACCCUAGACCGGACUAGAACCUCAGACUAGACCACCACUAGAACCUUAGACACUAGUAUUUUAGACCGACCACUAGAACCUAAAACCAACAACCAAUAGAACUUUAGACCUAUUGACCAAUAGAACCUUAGACCACUGCAGACUGACCAACCAAUAGAACCUUAAACUGACCAACCAGUGGAACAUUAUACAGACUGACCAAUAGAACCAUAGACUACCGUAAACCGACCGACCAAUAGAACCUUAAACCAACCAACCAGUGGAACAUUAUACAGACUGACCAAUAGAACCUUAAACCAACCACCCAAUAGACCUUUAGACCUAUUGACCAGUAGAACCUUAGACCACUGCAGACUGACCAACCCAUAGAACCUUACACUGACUGACCAAUAGAACCCUAAACCAACCAACCACUAGAACCGUAGACCGGUCAACUAAUGGAACGUUAAACAGACCGACCAGUAGAACCUGAGACCACCGUAGACCCACCAACCAACAGACCCUGAAACAGACGGACCACUAGAACCACCAGAACGACUGUAGAUUUGUACAGAUGUGAAGAUGUUUGCCGGUUUCUUCCCGUCCGAUGUCGUCGGAGCUUUCAUGUGUUUGAGCGCCCCCUGCUGUAGAACCUGGAUGCUAACCUCUGUGUUGGGUUUGUUAACACUUCAUUGGACGUGCAAAUAAAAACAUGUUACCCAU
Mugil cephalus (flathead mullet) is the source of this 4317-nucleotide messenger RNA. Its product is annotated as synaptotagmin-11-like. Gene Ontology annotation, biological process: regulation of dopamine secretion; cellular response to calcium ion; calcium-ion regulated exocytosis. NCBI's taxonomy places the organism in Eukaryota, Metazoa, Chordata, Actinopteri, Mugiliformes, Mugilidae. Bases 255 to 1655 code for a protein of 466 amino acids. Gene Ontology annotation, cellular component: axon; synapse; membrane. The record is from RefSeq and is a predicted model, not a curated record. The transcript is spliced from 4 exons. Gene Ontology annotation, molecular function: SNARE binding; clathrin binding; phosphatidylserine binding.